Molecule: messenger RNA, 1278 nt
Organism: Dipodomys ordii (Ord's kangaroo rat)
Lineage: Eukaryota; Metazoa; Chordata; Mammalia; Rodentia; Heteromyidae
Product: lysine-specific demethylase 4D-like
Biological process (GO): chromatin remodeling
Cellular component (GO): nucleus
Molecular function (GO): histone H3K9 demethylase activity
Source: RefSeq, a predicted model, not a curated record
AUGAAGUCUGGUCACUCUGGUACCCAGAACCCAAGAUGUACUAUCAUGACAUUCCAUCCAAGCAUGGAAGAAUUUGCAGAUUUCAACAAAUAUAUUGCUUACAUGGAAUCCCAAGGCGCACAUCGAACUGGGAGAGCCAAGGUAAUUCCCCCUAAGGAGUGGAGAGCCACACGGUCCUAUGACAACAUCAACGACAUCUUGAUCGCAACUCCCCUGCAGCAGAUGGUCUGCGGAAGGACAGGUGUGUUUACCCAAUAUCACAAGAAGAAGAAAGCCAUGACAGUGGGUCAGUACCACCGUUUGGCAAACAGUGGAGACUAUCGCACCCUACCCCAUUUUGAAGAUUUGGAGCAAAAGUACUGGAAGAACCUCAUAUAUGGUUCACCACCUAUUUAUGGUGCUGACGUCAAUGGCUCCCUGUUUGAUGAAAGCACGAAGUCCUGGAACACCAGCCACCUGGGGACCACCCAGGACCUGCUGGAGCAGGAAUGUGGAGUCCUGAUCCAGGGGGUGAACACACCCUACCUAUACUUCAGCAUGUAAACCACCUUCUCUUGGCACACGGAGGACAUGGACCUGUACAGCAUCAACUAUGUGCAUUUUGGAGCCCCCAAGACGUGGUAUGCUGUGCCACCCGAGCACGGCACACGCCUGGAAUGCCUAGCAUGGGAGCUCUUUCCAGACAGUGCAAGAGGCGGCAAGGCCUUCCUGCGGCACAAGGUAGCCCUGAUCUCGCCCCGCGAGCUCCAGGAUAGUGGCAUCCCUUUCAGUCAAAUACCCUACGGGUACCCUGCUGGCUUCAACCACGGCUUCCACUGCGCUGAGGCCAUCAACUUUGCCACCCUGUGGUGGAUCGAUUAUGGCAAAGUGGCCUCCCAGUGCUGCCGCAGGGAGGCCAGGGUCAGCUUCUCCAUGGAUGUCUUUGUGCGUAUCCUGCAGCCCGAACAGUACCAGCAAUGGAAACGAGGGCAAGACCGGGAGUUGGUGGACCGAGCAGAACCCGCAGGGCCUGCUAGGCUGCAAUCAACUCCAGGGCCAGAGCCCACGCCUGGGCUGGAGCCGAUUGAUGCAGACGCCCAAGCAGAAUCUGAUGCCCAGGCCCAAGUUGGUGCCCAGGCCCAAAUUGAGGCCCAAGAUCAAGCCAAUGCACAGGCCCGAGUUGAGGCCCAAGAUCAAGCCAAUGCACAGGCCCGAGUUGAGGUCCAAGAUCAAGCCAAUGCACCGGCCCGAGUUGAGGUCCAAGAUCAAGCCAAUGCACCGGCCCGAGUUGAGGCCUAG